Molecule: messenger RNA, 1458 nt
Organism: Ostreococcus tauri
Lineage: Eukaryota; Viridiplantae; Chlorophyta; Mamiellophyceae; Mamiellales; Bathycoccaceae
Product: Thioredoxin, conserved site
Exons: 1
Coding region: 1-1458 (485 amino acids)
Biological process (GO): protein folding
Cellular component (GO): endoplasmic reticulum
Molecular function (GO): protein disulfide isomerase activity
Source: RefSeq, a predicted model, not a curated record
AUGGCGGUCGUCCUCGGCGCGCUCGCGCUCGCGCGCGCGGGCGUCGCGGAAGGGAACGAAGCGGGACACGGCGUCGUGCGGGAUGGAUUCGGUGGGUUGGAUAAUUUCUUCGCCACGCUCGACGAACGCGAGGUGUUCGCGGCGGCGAGGGAUUCCGACGUCGCGGUGGCGCUCCUGAUCCCGCACUGCGCGUUGUGCAAGAAUUACGCGCACGAAUUUCGCUUCGUGGCGAGCCUGUACGACGCGAUCGAUGCGAAGACGGAGAAGAAGACGGGUCUGACGUUUGUCGAGGUGCCGGACGCGAGAGAGACGCCGAACGUGACGGCGGCGUUCGGGGCCACGAACGCGCCGUUCGUCGCACUUUUGAAGCGAAAGAGAUGGUAUUACGUCACCGCUUCGGGAGAGACGAAGAUCAGGGCGCCGAAACGCUUCGAGGGCGAGCUAAACGCAAAGGAGACGGUGGAGUGGUUGAACUACGCGCUCGGUCUCGAGCCAGAGCGGCGGGCGGUGGUUCCGCCCGACGUCGACGAGCUCACGCUGGAUACCGUCGACGCGUACGCCAAGGAUGAGGAGUACGAUGCCGUGAUAGAGUUCUACGCCGAGUGGUGUGGACAUUGCAAGGCUUUCAAAAAGGAUUACGAACGCGUCGGCGCGCACUACGCUCGGGAACGGCGAGUAAACGGCGGGCGAGUGAAGAUAGGUAGACUAAACGUAGACAACGCUCGAUCAGCGGCGGCGAAGUAUAACAUUACCGGUCUUCCCACGGUCGUCUUAUUUAAGCGAGGGCACAAGGAGAAAGGGGUCAUUUACAAGGGCUCAAAAAAGACGUCGCAACGAGUGAUGGAAUUCAUCGAGUCACCGGGUGUGGCGCUCACGGAGAUGGCAUUUCGAGAUAUGGACCCUUGGAAGUGUUUCGCCUCGCUGCGCGAUGAAGGAUUGAUAACGUUUGAUGACACGCUGGAGAAGGCGGUCACGGGCGAAACGGUGACGCCCGAAGAGUGCGAUAAACUCGUUCAUCGAAUCGUCGCCUUCGCGGAGGAGCGCGGUAAUCGACAGCAAUGGCAUGACACGAUGAAAAUCAUGACGUGCAUGUCGAUGACGCCUCAACUCAAGAACACUCCGUCUGGUAACUCACACGCGGUCUGGAAUCUUCUGGAUAACGCAAAGUAUCACGUGGAGCAUCCAUCUGAGGAGGAACGCGAGCGUCGCGAAGAGGAGGAACAGUCGAAGGACGAAGACGCCGCGUACGCCAAGUGGAGGAUGGUGAACGGGGAGAUCGAUUGGGGCGCCGUUCGAAGAGAACAGGCUGAAGCAUGGAGGCGUGAGCGUGAGAAACACGGGUUGGAUCGCGCCGAAGUCGACGAGAUUCUCGAAGAGGAGGAAUGGUUUGAUUUCGCGUCCCAGGAUGACGGCGGAGCGAUUCCGGACGGGACGAUUCCGAAUCGAGACGAACUCUAG